GACUAGGACCUGUGGGCAGCUCUUCCUGCUGUUGUUCGUCGUGCUGAGUGACGUGGGACGACACAGGAAACUUUAACACAGUUCCUGUUAAGCAGAGCCAGGUGGUUUUUGUGAAUCAGCUGUCGUGGAGAGUACAAAUUCCAAUCGGGGUGGAUUCACUUUUCUGUAUCCUCUGUCUCUCCGCCUCGGCUUUAUUCUCGCUAUCUCGGUCUCCCUCCCUCGCUCUCUCUCUCUCUCUCUUUCUCUAUCCUUCUCUUACUCCCACUCGCCUGUGAAAGUACUAUAUCGGCAAGAGCUCUAUGUUGCAGAGGGACGAUCAUUGGCAAAAGACACAAUAAAUGCGAUUAAAGUUAGCCAUCGUGGCCAGACAACCAACGCCGGAGACACGUUGAAAAUGGCUGGCCAUGUUCCGGGGAUCAAAGACUGAAGUGCCUGGGAACUUUUCUGGAACUGUCGUGCCCCUGUGAUUGUGUCUGUGUGCUCAGGGAGGCUAUUUUGCAAAGCGAGACCAAUCAUUUCUCUUGAUUCCCUGACUGAGAGCUGGCUGACAGAUGAGGACGGAGUGAGCGAACCCCUCUAUUAGGACCUGAUAUAUUUCCCAAACAAUUUAGUGUAUUCAUGAGGCAACGCAAAUGUGGAAGCAGCAAAAUUACCGUAAUCAAUUGAAACAGCGAGCGUGUCGAUCCAUCGCUCUGAUUAUUUGGAGAUGAUCUAUCAGCCUGAUGUGUAUGUAACAAGGCGAGGUGGCAUUACAUCGCUUUUAAGUUUCAGUGAUAAGUCCAUGAUCAUUGGGCAAGUGAGUUGGACAAUGAAAAUAGGGCACCUUGGCGGGUGAGGCAAGCGUUCCCCGAACAUUAGGUAGGUGACUCUCUGGUCUAAAAGGUGCUGUUUUAAAACAAAGCCACACUGUUGAGACAACACAACGCGCAAUACUCUCUGCAAUCCCUUUUUUCAUCUGACAAAGGAAAGAAAGUGGGGGAAGAAAGAAAUAUCGGAGAGGAUAAGUGAUUAUGGAGGUCAGAUACAACCAGGAGACAGAACCGGGGAUGGGGCUGAAGAAUGGACUAAAGGAUGGGAAAGACAGCAAGGAUUCCCAGGCGAACCUUUCCAAAACCUUCCUAAAGGAUCAGCAGGAGUCCUUCUCGCCAUCUGGGAUGGUGGAGAACUGUGAGAAGAACCGGGCGAGCACGGGGGACCCAGACUACUGCCGGAGAAUACUUGUCAGAGAUGCCAAAGGGUCUAUACGAGAAAUCAUUCUGCCAAAGGGACUGGAUUUGGACCGUCCCAAACGAACCCGGACCUCUUUCACCGCAGAGCAACUCUAUCGUCUGGAGAUGGAGUUCCAGAGAUGCCAGUAUGUGGUUGGGAGGGAACGAACAGAACUGGCCCGCCAGCUAAAUCUAUCUGAAACUCAGGUUAAAGUUUGGUUCCAGAACCGACGCACAAAGCAGAAAAAGGACCAGGGCAAAGAUUCAGAGCUGCGCUCGGUGGUGUCGGAGACGGCGGCCACCUGCAGUGUAUUAAGACUCCUAGAGCAGGGCCGGCUCCUCACGCCGCCAGGUCUGCCGGGGCUCCUGCAGCACUGUGGCAACGGCACCUUGAGUGCCGCCCUGCGAGGGCCCUCCAUGGGCAUGGCCAGCAAUGGAAGCAGCAGCAGCAGCAGUGGUGCCAGCUCAGGGACGGCCGGUGGCAGUCCCCCUCUGCCCAUAGUGACCAGUUCAGGGACGGUAGCGGGCCUCCAGAGCUCCCCGUCAGCUCAUGGACUGUUCAGCUUCCCCAUGCCCUCUCUGCUGGGAAGCGUGGCCACCCGCAUGUCCUCCAACCCGCUUUCUAUGGCCGGGAACCUACAGGAACUGUCUGCCCGCUACCUGAGCUCUUCUGCUUUUGAACCUUAUUCACGGACCAAUGGCAAGGAGAGUAUGGACAAAAACGUUUUCGAAUGAUGUUUUUGAUUCGUUUCGUUGCUCUCCUUGCUUUUUAUUGUCUUGGUUUUGUUUGUUUCGCCCUCUUUUGUCCUGUUUGUGUUGUGGUUGUCGUUCAUGUAAAUCCAACUGAACAUCUGAUGCCUCUCAGAGGGAGGAAAACAAAGACAUACAUUUCAUUCUUAUAAGAACAGGGUGAUUGUUUUUAAGCUUUUGCACUAAAUUAAAGUUUCAUCUCCAUGUUGUGAAUUUCAAUACAAGUACUCAGAGAAACAAAUAUCCAUGAGAUUGCAAAGGGGAAGCAUUGCAUUUUUUUUGCCACAUUUUCUCACAUUUAUUUUGCCGCAAUAGCAAUCACAAAAAGAGCCACAAAAAUGAGUCUGUUUAUGUUUUGGUAACACAUCACACAUGUUUAGCUGCUGGAGGUAAUUGGCACAUUACACACAAAGCUUUUCAGUGAUUGGCCAUGGGUGUAACAUGAUGGUACCUUUUUGAUUUUGUGUUUUAUUAUUUGAUUGUUUGGGUAGACGGUGUCACAGUGUUUCGAAGUAGAGAGUUAUCAAGCAUUACAGCUUGUGAAGUUCAGGUGACAGACUGUCAGUUCAGGAUGGCAUGGUGAACUUGGAGUUCGGCCCUUGUCAAAUAUGACAUUUCAGUUUACGGAAAUAUCACAGGUCUCUUUUUCCAUUUGCAGAUACUCAUGAGGAACACAGGCAUUUAACAUACAAAUGCAUUUACAUAUGCAGAUGUUUUGCAAUAUUAAGCUACAAUAACAGUAUUUUAUACCAGUUUGUAUUUGUUUUUAUGUUUGGGCCAAAACAAACUAAAGAAAAAUG
Messenger RNA from Salvelinus sp. IW2-2015, 2758 nucleotides. RefSeq names its product ventral anterior homeobox 1-like. Gene Ontology annotation, biological process: brain development; central nervous system development; neuron differentiation. The record is from RefSeq and is a predicted model, not a curated record. Gene Ontology annotation, cellular component: nucleus. Gene Ontology annotation, molecular function: RNA polymerase II cis-regulatory region sequence-specific DNA binding; DNA-binding transcription factor activity, RNA polymerase II-specific. Lineage: Eukaryota; Metazoa; Chordata; Actinopteri; Salmoniformes; Salmonidae.